Protopolystoma xenopodis is the source of this 1239-nucleotide messenger RNA. Lineage: Eukaryota; Metazoa; Platyhelminthes; Monogenea; Polystomatidea; Polystomatidae. The record is from the annotation of a GenBank genome assembly.
AUGGUCUUCCAUCUCACCUGGUUAUUCUAUAUUAAUUAUCUUCCUUGCAUCGAUUCAUCUAUUCCCUAUCAAGCCUACAUUAUUUGGGCUUUCUUGCUUUAUUUUCCAACUAGGCUUGAUGUCAUGGGAAAUCCGAGGGCUAUGAAGAAGACUGCUACUCGCGAGACUACUAAUAUGCUAAAAGCUUGGCUUAAGGAACAUCGUCGAAAUCCUUACCCAACAAAGGGAGAGAAAAUCAUGCUUGCAGUGAUCACGCGCAUGAACCUCACCCAGGUUUCCACUUGGUUUGCGAAUGCUCGUCGCCGGCUGAAGAAAGAGAACAAAAUGACUUGGAUUCCUAGGCAUCGCCAUGAUACACAUGGUGCAUCUUCCUCAGUUGCGGCUGGGCCUGACAACCGAAAUGGAAUAUCUAGCAGUGGGGCGAAUUGCAAUGGCAACGGUUUUACUUGUCAGCCAGCCCGCCCGAUGCCGUUGCUACCGUACAGUCAAAGAUAUGACCAUGAGAUGGGCAUGGACUCAGACGAAUUUGCUGACCUUCAGGAAGACAUUGAUCGAGUUUCCGAACCCCGUCCGCUUUCCUCGUCAACCGUCACUUUUGGCCAAGUUGACCAUGGCUACGUUCUAGCUGAAAGCGAAGCACUUUCACCAAGCCGAACUCACCGGUUCCCCAGCUCGACGGGCCUGGAUCUAGUCAGCUAUGACCUUGCUACGGAGGCCCGACAUAAUAUGCAAAAAUUCAAUCCGCCGAAUUCUAGCUAUUCUACACAGGCAACCACCGUCAUUUCUUGUCAUCCCGCUCCUGCUGCCUGCAAAGGUGAUCAGGUCUCCUUUUGUGAGGACGGCCAAUUGUUGAAUGCCACCCUCCUGCCUUGCCAUUGUGAACCUGGUUUUGAUGGCCAGAUAAACCAACUAAAUAGAUUCGAAAAAUUCGCGACUAGAUUUUCACCUCCUACAAUGGUUACACAAAGUCCAACUGAUCCUCAUCAACUCCCCCUUUCUAUUGCUCAUGUUCCUGGCAUUCUUUCAAAUCCGCCUCCGUCUUCAACUAAAUCCCCUUUCACUUCGUAUCCUGCCCUAUCUCCGCUGUCUGGCCAAACGCUACCUGCUCCUCCAAACAAUAGUCAUCUGCCAUCUGGGCCUUCGUCCACUCUAUUUUCAGCAGCGGCAGCAGCAGCAGCUGCUUUGGCUAUGCAGAAUGUGGCUGCAAUUCAACAUCGCCAGUACAACCAAGAUGGGUGA